This is a messenger RNA of Strongyloides ratti, 621 nucleotides long. Its product is annotated as Pi4KIIalpha. The coding region runs from base 1 to 621 and encodes 206 amino acids. Lineage: Eukaryota; Metazoa; Nematoda; Chromadorea; Rhabditida; Strongyloididae. Gene Ontology annotation, cellular component: endosome; lysosomal membrane; trans-Golgi network. The transcript has 3 exons. Gene Ontology annotation, molecular function: 1-phosphatidylinositol 4-kinase activity. Gene Ontology annotation, biological process: endosome organization; phosphatidylinositol phosphate biosynthetic process; Golgi organization. The record is from RefSeq and is a predicted model, not a curated record.
AUGGAAGAUAUGAAUGAUAAAGGUAAUAAUAUUGUGGAAAGUGAUCGAAAUAGUAAUAGUAAUCUUCCAUCAAUGGAUGUUAAUGCCGAUGAUAUAAUAACUACGGACUCUGAAGGUGAUUUCAAUGAAACAACAUCUUUAAUUAAAGGUUCUAAUGAUAGAAACAAUGAUAAUAGUAAAGUUCUGAAAAAUGAAAAAACUCCAUUAAUAAAAAGAAAUCAAGGAACAUCAGUUAGAACAGUUCAAAAUGGAUCCCAAAAUAUUUAUAGUAGUAAUGACGGUGAUACAAGUGAAAGUGAAGAUGACUCAACAACUGAAGAAUUUUUUAAACAAUACGGUUCAAUUGAUGAUGCUAAUUUACUUACUUUUGUUACAGAUGAAAUUUCUAAAGCAAUUAAAUCAGGUGUCAAUCCUGAAAGAAUUAUUCAAGGAUCAUCUGGAUCAUAUUUUUGUAAAAAUAUUCAUGGUGAAAAAAUUGGUGUUUUUAAACCAAAAAAUGAAGAACCAUAUGGAGAAAAUAAUCCAAAAUGGGCUAAAUGGUUUCAACGUUGUUUGAUGCCAUGUUGUUUUGGUAGAUCAUGUUUAUGUCCAAAUCAGGUAUGUUUAAAAAAAAAUAUAUAA